Messenger RNA from Peronospora belbahrii, 588 nucleotides. NCBI's taxonomy places the organism in Eukaryota, Oomycota, Peronosporomycetes, Peronosporales, Peronosporaceae. The record is from the annotation of a GenBank genome assembly.
AUGCAUUGCGGCAUUUUGCUUUUCUUUAUCCUCAUUGCUUAUGGAGCUACUGCUGAAGACACUUGUCCUCCAACUGAGAUCAUGAAGCUUGCUGAGCUUUAUACCAACCCACACCUGCAUGCGUGCGGGAACAUGUCGGCAAAUUUCUCCAUCGCUUUACCUACUGACUCCCAAGUGAAAGCCAUGUGUACUUUCGAUACAUGUCGUGCACUGAUCGAGGACGUUCUCGCAUUGAAACCUGCCGACUGCUACCUGUCUUUUGCUGAGGUGAAGCUCAAUGCGUACAAGCUCGCUAGUAAUUUCAAGAAUGUGUGCGAGACUAAUAUGGACAAAAAGAACGGGAGCUGGAAGUUGCAACCGACUGUGAAGCCCAGAGACACGACAUCAGCGCCAAAGGGCGAUACUGGACACCACCUCAAACAGGAAGAGCUAAAAUUUGUCAAAGACGUCAACGGGACGCAUCUUGUUGGAGCCAAUACUACGAAAAAUGCAGACGAGUUGAAGCCCCCAAUACACACCAAAGCAAAAGAACUCUUUCCGUUUGCAAACACGACGUACAAGGCGACUGGUCGCGAAACGUUUCCAUAG